Molecule: messenger RNA, 2151 nt
Organism: Haemonchus placei
Lineage: Eukaryota; Metazoa; Nematoda; Chromadorea; Rhabditida; Trichostrongylidae
Source: the annotation of a GenBank genome assembly
AUGAAUAAGCGUUUCCGUGUUUAUUUAGGUCUCGGUGAUGCUAUGAAUCCCUAUCUGGGAACGAUUCGCGACAACAUCAGAAGUGGGAAAUAUCUUCCUCUCAUCGAUGACGAAAUGUUGGCCAAUAUUGGGAUCACGGCUCUUGGUCCACGUAAAACUAUUCUUCAAGCUGUGCAACUGCUUCUCUAUUUUUGUACCGAAGCUCCCUCCGAAAAUCUGCAGAGUCAUUCGAUGAAGGUUGUCGUUGCAUGUAAAGCGGUCAUUCACGAGCUAGAGAAAGCUCAGCGUUGUCGUGAUGAGAAGCCCCUGACAAGGACUCAUAUCGUAUCUGUUUUGAAUAGCAUUUCUCUCAUGAUGUCUGUAUUGGUAGAAAACGUGAAGAAGCUGGUGUUUUGGUUGGACAGAAGUCCGUUUGAUGACAUCAAGAACUACAUUAGUAUUCGUAACCGCAUCUCUACGGCUAUCUGGGAGUUAGUACGUAGCGUUAAUGUACAACCCAAAUCCUUGUUCGGAAUAGCUUCGGAGAUCAUUCAGAAGACUAAUGAUCUCAAGGAACAAUGCGAAAGNAUAGUACGGGACACCGAUGAUCCACUAGUGUUAUACACUGCAUACACAGAGAGAGCCUUACUUCGAAGGCAUGACGUCAGCACAAAUUGGGGUAUUAAUUUGCAAUCGUCUUAUCGUGGAGUACACGUGAUUAGUGAAGUGAAAGUAGGAUCUCCUGCUGAUUUAUGCGGCAGAAUCGAUGCUGGGGAUGAAAUCAUGCUUAUCAAUGGCAAAACUGUCAUUGGUUGGGACCUGACGCGCGUUGCUCAGCGCCUCGGUUCUUCGUCGGAUACCGAAUUGCACCUGGUUGUUAACAAGAGACCACGACAUUCAGUUCCGUUCCCUCUGAAGAAAACUUUGAAGGCUAAUCGCCCACUGGCAAAAAUAAUUCCCGGAAGUCAGGCUACGGAGACCGCAGGGAAGGAGAAACAACUUUUCAAGGACAUUACUUAUCCGCUCAAUCGUCGCCGGUCAUCGACGUUUAUUGGCGAUUUGCUCAACUUGAUGGAGUCGAAAGGAAAGAAACUCCGAACCUCAAGGCGAGCGUCAUUUUGCGCCGGAAGUCCGCGAAGAGAGUUCUUCCUCGAGGAAGAUGAGCGUUCUUAUGUGAGCUGGGACCUCUUAGACUUGAUUGGUCAUCCUUCCCCGGACAAUCAUGAAGGUCCUAUUGCCAUUCCUCGAAUAGUUCGUCGCGCUCGAACUAUGCGGCAUCAGCCCGAUGGUUAUGUGAGGUCUUUCAUAGAUAAUAAGCUUGUGCAGGAAGUCGAAGAUGACAUUAUCGCGGAACAGUUGCCGUUCAAUGUUGGAUGCCCCGCAGAGUUUGCCGAAGUCUGUGUUGUUGAACCUCCAGAGUUAAACCAACUCAAUAUAUUGGAACCCAGUUGCUCUGACCCUGACUGGAGUGCACCCUAUGAAGAAGCAUCUCUGCAAAGAUUCCGCGCACCUGCCGGUGAUUCCAAUCUUUCCUGCUUGACGCUGGACUCUCCAAGGUAUCCGUCACUUUGUUCGAUACCUUCGGUGUGUAGUCCGACACCGCUUCGCCUCACACCUACACGCGAGUGGAAUGCUGAGGACACUCCUCCAACGCCAAGCACCCCUGAUAUGAAGACUGCGGAGAAAACUUUCGAAGGAUGGGUCAGAAGAAGAAAGACUGCCAAAGAACUAUUCGCUAAGGAGGUGACCAACAAGUGGCCAAAGUGUUGGAUGUGCUUGCGAGGGCCUUUUCUUUGUAUAUAUCCAACGCAGUUUACUCGUCACGCCGAUAUGAUCAUCAACAUAUCCAAGUGCACCGUUUCCGAUGAGACCGAGCUGAAAACAUCAAAGAAAUUUGUUUUUCGGCUGUCAAGACCACCAGUUGACCAUCAUUUUUCAUGCUAUAACCAAAAUGAUAUGCGAAUGUGGAUCCACAAAAUAAAGGUUGCCAGCGAAAUGUAUGGAGCCGGUAAUCGUGCUAUGUCUAAAUCUGUCUCUAAUCUUGAAGUGGAGCACGGUGAAUCUCCGUUUGAACAUUAUAACACUCUGACGGGAUUGCCAUCGCUAAUGACGCAAAGUCAGGUCUGUUUUUUCUUUCACUUAUAUACUUACCGUUUAGCUGUAAUGAAUUGA